CAUGCAGGUCCUAUAAAGCCCUGCCCUCUCCCGUCGGAAUCCUGCCUGCUGCCCCCAUCUGCCUCUCGCCUGCAUCUUGCUGCCUCCUCCAGUCCGGAUCGUGCCCGUCGCUUCCGUUCCUCGCCAUGAUCUCCGAAACCUCUGCCGCUCCCGCCGUCCCCGUCAAGGGCACCCUCGAUUACAUCCGCGCCCAGUUCGCCUCUGAGCGCACCCGCUCCGAGACCAGCUUCCAGGAGACCACCGUCAACCAGCAGGCCAAGACCAUGAGGAUUGCUCUGGAGAAGCUCAAGGCCCAGGUUCCUGAGAGCGCCAAUUCUGAGCUCUUCUCUGCCGAGAUGGACGGUUUCUACCAUCUCUUCACUCGCUACCUGCAAGAGUCGGCUCGCCACGAGAAGCUCAACUGGAGCAAGGUCAAGUCGCCCGUUCCCGAACAGAUCGUCCCCUACGGCCAGCUCCCUGAGAUGCCCCUCGAGAGCAAGACCGAGAACCUCAGCAAGCUCGCUGUCCUCAAGCUCAACGGCGGUCUCGGCACCACCAUGGGCUGUGUUGGCCCCAAGAGCGCCAUCGAAGUUCGCGACGGCAUGACCUUCCUCGACCUCUCUGUCCGCCAGAUCCAGUACCUCAACACCAAGCACAACACCAACGUGCCUCUCAUCCUCAUGAACUCGUUCAACACCGACGACGAGACCGGUCGCAUCAUCCAAAAGUACCGCGCUCACCAGGUCGACAUCCUCACCUUCAACCAGAGCCGUUUCCCCCGUGUCAUGAAGGAGUCGCUUCUGCCCAUGCCCACCAAGCCCGACGCUCCCCUCUCGCAGUGGUACCCUCCGGGCCACGGUGAUCUCUUCGAGUCGCUGUCCAACUCGGGCCUGCUCGACAAGCUGAUCAACGAGGGCAAGGAGUACCUCUUUGUCUCCAACGUCGACAACCUUGGCGCCACCGUCGACACCACCAUCCUCGAGCACGUCAUUGCCAGCGGCGCCGAGUUUAUCAUGGAGGUCACCGACAAGACCAAGGCCGAUGUCAAGGGUGGAACCCUCAUCGACUACGAGGGCAAGAUCCGCCUGCUCGAGGUUGCCCAGGUUCCCUCGGAGCACAUUGACGACUUCAAGUCCGUCAAGAAGUUCAAGAUCUUCAACACCAACAACCUCUGGAUCUCGCUCAAGGCCAUCAAGCGCGUCAUCGAGGAGCAGUCCCUUGGCAUGGAGAUCAUCGUCAACACCAAGACCCUGGACUCUGGCGAGAAGAUCAUCCAGCUCGAGACUGCCGUUGGUGCUGCCAUCAAGCACUUCGAGGGCGCCCAUGGCAUCAACGUCCCCCGCCGCCGCUUCCUGCCCGUCAAGUCGUGCUCGGACCUGUUCCUCAUCACCUCGGAUCUGUACUCGCUCCACCACGGCGAGCUCAUCGUCAACCCCAACCGCCCCUUCCCCACCACCCCCAUCAUCAAGCUCGGCGACCACUUCAAGAAGGUCCAGCAGUUCUUCUCCCGCUUCGCUAGCCCUCCCCACAUCCUCGAGCUCGACCACCUGACCGUCACUGGCGAUGUCACCUUUGGCCACGACGUGACCCUGCGAGGCACCGUCAUCAUCGUCGCCAACUUUGGUCAGCGCAUCGAUAUCCCUUCGGGCUCGAUUCUGGACGACAAGGUUGUCUCUGGCAACCUGCGCAUCCUGGACCACUAAGCCAGAUCAGAUAGAUGCGCUGCCGGUGCCGGUGCCGCUGUCUUGGGCCUGCCUUUGGGUCCCGGCCGAUGCCCCUCUCAUCUGCAACUCCCUGCGCUCCAUUGUACUGUCUUUCCACGGCGUCCUUCGCUGCUGGACCUGCCUUUCGAAUGUUUUCGUUGUACCCCCACUAUUCCCUCACUCCCUGAUCAAGGCAGUGAUUGCUGCAGUGUUUGCUGCGGAGCCCAAAUGCCUGCUUUCCCUUCUCGCUCGCCACUGCCUUCCUCCCUGCACCCUUAUGUCCCCCCCCCUUUUUCUUUUUCUUUUUGGUAUCCACACUCUGCGCAUACUGAACGGAGGAAUGGGGAGUGAGGGUCGCCCCGAAGGCGCCGAUCUGGACUUGACCUUUGCUUCUGUUGCCUGAGAAUACACCGAACUCAUCUUGAAACGGG
This is a messenger RNA of Polychytrium aggregatum, 2113 nucleotides long. Its product is annotated as UTP--glucose-1-phosphate uridylyltransferase-domain-containing protein. Gene Ontology annotation, biological process: UDP-alpha-D-glucose metabolic process; glycogen metabolic process. The coding region runs from base 126 to 1682 and encodes 518 amino acids. Gene Ontology annotation, cellular component: cytoplasm. NCBI's taxonomy places the organism in Eukaryota, Fungi, Chytridiomycota, Chytridiomycetes, Polychytriales. Gene Ontology annotation, molecular function: UTP:glucose-1-phosphate uridylyltransferase activity. The transcript has 4 exons. The record is from RefSeq and is a predicted model, not a curated record.